Molecule: messenger RNA, 1861 nt
Organism: Dermacentor albipictus
Lineage: Eukaryota; Metazoa; Arthropoda; Arachnida; Ixodida; Ixodidae
Product: collagen alpha-1(III) chain-like
Biological process (GO): extracellular matrix organization
Molecular function (GO): extracellular matrix structural constituent conferring tensile strength
Source: RefSeq, a predicted model, not a curated record
AGCGCGCGGCCGCAGCCGCGAAAGAAGAGAAAGCGUGGCCGGUGCCAGCGUGGGUUCCAUUCGGUGCCUCAACCCCGCGCGCUUCGGACGCCAUCGCUGUUUCCUACUCCAGGGCCGAUCGGCGUCGGGAGGCUGACGCGCGAAUCCGGGACUGCAAGGUUCUCGACGUCUGGCGGUAAGAAUGGUGCGUGUGGCGCUAGCCUCUGUGUUGUUGGCGGCGUCAGUGGUAGCCGUUAGCGGCCAGUACAGGCGGUACAGGCAGCGCGACUUCGGCUAUCCUGCGAGGCAGAUCUCCGAUGUCCAGUCGGCCGAAGCACCCGCCCCCGCAGCCCCUAACGGCUACAAGGAUAUCAGCCGGGGUCACAGUGGCAUCUACGUCGAGGAGAUGUCCAACAGCUACGUCUUGGGCCGAAGGAGGCGCCGGCGAAGUCGUUUCCGGCUCGUUGACAUGCCCACAAAUCAAGGUGGAGCCGAUGGCCAGUCAGCCCAGCAGCCGCAGAUCACGGGACAGGACACGCUAGGCCGUGCGGGCUCACAGGCUGGCGAAGUUCUCUCGGGUGGUCAGGGACAGCUAUACCAUCCCGGUCUCUCUGCCGCCCACGGUUUGCCAGCUCAGAUGGGUUCCGGCCAACGGGCCAGACUUUACGGCCGCAAUCUGGGCGCGAACGACGAGCCACGAGCGGCAGCUGCACCGGGUGCACCGUUUGCACCGGGGCGGCCGGGAGCUCCAGGAGGACCGGAACAGCCUGGUCAACCAGGACAACCAGGACAGCCGGGACAGCCUGGAACAUGGGGAGAACCCGGGCCUGCAGGACAGCCAGGACAACAUGGAGGCUCGGCAGGCCAGCAAGGUCCCGACCAACGAGGCCUUAGCGAGAACGCGCCAGCCCCGGGAAAACGUGGCGAGGCAGGGGCAGCGGGUGCUCCCGGAGCUCCAGGACAGCCUGGUCAGCCAGGGCAGCCGGGUCAACCUGGCCAGCCGGCUCAGUCGGGCAGCGCGGGAUCGUCGUCCCCCGGGGAGCCUGGGAAGAGGGACGUCGCGGAGAGGAGGGGCCUGGACGAAGCCGGUGUGCCGCAGGCGGGAAAGACCGGCCUUCCGGGCCUGCCAGGAGUGCCGGGAAUGACGGCACUGCCACCGGCAUCGGGAACGGAACGGCAGGAGCCCCCCGGAGGGCCGAACUUUCCGGAGAAAUUGGACGGCACGCCGGGAGAACCUGGCCGGCCGGGAAAGGAUGGAGCUGAUGGGCAGCCAGGGAAACCCGGAGGGCCCGGAGAGCCCGGCAAGCCGGGCCACCUGGGCUCACCCGGUGAAAUGGGCGAGCCCGGACAUCCUUCCAAGGACGGCGGACCCACGGGAGUGCCGGGCACCCCGGGACGUCCGGGCAAGCCCGGCGCCCCCGGUGUCCCCGGUCCAUCCGCCAAGCCUGGCGGCGCUGCCGCGGCCGACGAGGAGGUGAACAAGCUCCACUUCGAAGCCAAGACCACGAGCGGCAAAGUGGGCGACGCUGCAGAGGCGGUGCCGAACAAAGGCGCCACCUUCGCAGACGCUGCGGUCACCACCGGAGCCGCGCACAACGAGCUCGCCGCCCACAACAGGCCCCCGGGCCGAUACCGCAGGCUGCGCCAGGCCAACAGGCGCCGCCAUCACAAGCACGGCCACCCGCGCCUGCGCAGCCUCUCCCACUGAAAGACUCGUCCGAGACAACGCGUGCCGCGUUUGUGGCACACUACGGAAGUUUCUGGAACGAGCAGGGCAGGAAGAGAGGCAGCAACACUUCCGCGCAUCCAACAAACUCUCCAGUUUCUCUUUUCCAUUUUUUUUCUUUCUUGAAGUAAAACCCCGAGACUUCGUUUCCCUGGC